Carica papaya (papaya) is the source of this 2447-nucleotide messenger RNA. Lineage: Eukaryota; Viridiplantae; Streptophyta; Magnoliopsida; Brassicales; Caricaceae. The record is from RefSeq and is a predicted model, not a curated record.
AUGGAAAAAUUUUCGAAUGUUACAGUAUUUAUCUUAUUUUUCACUCUUCUCUUUUUGUUCCAAACGCCUGCUUCUGCAGUCAAACAGUCUUACAUAGUCUACUUGGGAUCCCAUACACACGGCCCUGAUGUUUCCAAUGCUGAUCUUGAUCGGGUAGCUGAAACUCAUCAUCAAUUUCUUGCUUCAUUCUUGGGAAGUUAUGACAAGGCAAAAGAUGCAAUCUUCCGCUCAUACAACAAGCAUAUCAAUGGAUUUGCAGCCAGCCUUGAAGAAGAAGAAGCUGCCGAAAUUGCAAAGCAUCCGGAAGUGAUAUCAGUUUUCGUGAACCAUGCGAAUAAAUUACACACGACUCGGACAUGGCAAUUCAUGGGGGUGGAACAACAAAAUGGCGUCGUUCUCAAUUCUUCCAUUUGGAGUAGAGCUAGAUAUGGUGAAGAUACCAUCUUGGCCAACCUUGACACUGGUGUUUGGCCGGAACUAGAAAGCUUCAGUGAUGAAGGCUAUGGUCCUGUUCCAUCCAGAUGGAAAGGUUCAUGUAAGAGUGAAACUGCUGAACAUGGAGUUAAAUGCAACAGAAAACUGAUCGGAGCAAGAUACUUCAAUGAUGGAUACAUGAAAGCCGGAGGCGAAAUCACUCCCGGGAAUCGCACAGCACGCGACCACAAGGGCCACGGAACUCACACCUUGACAACCGCCGCCGGCAACUUCGUCGCCGGAGCUAAUAUCUUCGGUGUCGGCAACGGCACCGCGAAAGGUGGUUCAGCUAGAGCUCGUGUGGCAACCUACAAGGUUUGCUGGCCAGAAACUGAAAAAGUCGGCGAGUGCUACGACUCCGAUUCUCUGUCAGCUUUCGACGCUGCCAUUGACGACGGUGUAGAUGUGGUGUCGAUGUCCGUCGGCGGUGACCCUCUUGACUAUCUUGACGAUGGAAUUGCAGUUGGGUCUUUUCAUGCUGUUAAGCAUGGCAUCGUUGUUGUCUGCUCCGCCGGAAAUUCUGGUCCUCAACCUGCUACUGUCACUAAUAAUGCUCCAUGGAUUUUCACUGUAGCUGCUAGUACUUUUGAUCGUGAGUUUCAGUCUUUUGUCACGCUCGGCAAUGGUCAACAAUUCAAGGGAAGCAGCCUUAGCAAGCCAUUGCCAGAUGAUAAACUCUAUCAACUUAUCAGUGCUGCAGAAACUAAUUCUGCAAAUGCGACAUCUGUGGAAUCUAUUCUGUGCAAGGAAGGAACACUGAAUCCUGAGAAAGUGAAAGGAAAAAUUCUGGUUUGCCUGAGGGGAGAUAAUGCAAGAAUUGACAAGGGAAUACAAGCAAUGGAAGCUGGUGCAGCUGGUAUGAUUCUCUGCAAUUCCAAAGCCAACGGCAAUGAAGUUAUCGCCGACCCUCAUCUCCUCCCCGCUUCCCACCUCGACUACUCCGAUGGUCUUGCCGUCUUCUCCUACCUCAAUUCUACCAAGGAUCCAAGGGGAACUCUUGAGGGUCCAUUGACAAAGCUAAACAGUAAGCCAGCACCAGUAAUGGCAUCAUUUUCCUCUCAAGGUCCAAACCCACUCAACCCAGAAAUUCUCAAGCCUGAUAUAACUGCACCCGGAGUGAAUGUAAUAGCUGGGUGGACAGAAGGAGUUAGCCCUACAGGUUUGCCCUCCGACAACCGCAGAACUCCUUUCUUCAUCGUAUCCGGUACUUCCAUGUCUUGUCCUCAUGUCGCCGGAGUUGUCGGUCUACUCAGAACUCUCUACCCAGAUUGGAGUCCCGCCGCCAUUCGAUCUGCAAUUAUGACAACCGCAUUUUCAAGAGAUAACACUAUGCACCCAAUCGUCAAUGGAACAUCUGUUAAGGCAACACCCUUCAAUUAUGGGGCAGGACACAUGAGACCUAACAAAGCAAUGGAUCCUGGUUUGGUCUACGACUUAACAAUCAAUGACUACAUGGAUUUCUUAUGCGGCAAUGGCUACAACCAAACUUCCUUAAAACUUUUCUAUGGAGAUGAUUCUUACAAGUGUCCAGAAUCCUACAAUGUCCUCAACUUGAACUACCCUUCAAUCACAGUCCCUAAUCUGUCAGGCAAAGUCACUGUGACCCGAAAGCUCAAGAACGUGGGAUCACCAGGAGUCUACUCGGCUCAAGUCUAUGAGCCAUACGGUGUUUCAGUGAGUGUUGAGCCCAGUACGUUGAAGUUUUCAGAGGUUGGGGAAGAGAAGAGUUACAGUUUGACAAUGGAGGCUAAGUGGGUUGGCGCUGCUAAAGACUAUGUGUUUGGGAGAAUAGAAUGGACCGACAAGAAACACAUUGUGAGAAGUCCCAUUGUCGUUGCUGCAGGUGUCCAGAAAAACUGAGAAAUUCUACUCUGUUAAACUACUAGUAGGAGUAGACACGGAAGGGAAAAAACAGUAGUUUAGUUUAUAAUUUCUUCUUUUGCUUUUCUUUUUUUUUCUUUUUUUUUUUUUCU